AUGGCCAAUGAAAAACCGAAGGAAGGAGUCAAGACUGAAAACAAUGCCCAUGUUAAUGGGCAAGAUGGUUUGGUGGUGCAAUUCAAGAUUAAGAGGCACACACCACUUAGUAAACUAAUGAAAGCCUAUUGUGAACGACAGAACACACCUGCACAGUUGGAAAUGGAGGAUAAAGAUACAAUUGAUGUAUUCCAACAGCAGACAGGAGGGGCUUACUAA
Vombatus ursinus (common wombat) is the source of this 219-nucleotide messenger RNA. RefSeq names its product small ubiquitin-related modifier 2-like. Gene Ontology annotation, cellular component: nucleus. The transcript is spliced from 2 exons. Gene Ontology annotation, molecular function: ubiquitin-like protein ligase binding; protein tag activity. The coding region runs from base 1 to 219 and encodes 72 amino acids. Gene Ontology annotation, biological process: protein sumoylation. The record is from RefSeq and is a predicted model, not a curated record. Lineage: Eukaryota; Metazoa; Chordata; Mammalia; Diprotodontia; Vombatidae.